AUGGCCGGUCCUAAUCCUCCACUCCGAAAGACUCCAGAAUCAUGGCUGAGACGGUUAUUACCGUGGGCAUUGGCCACCCUCCUUCUAAUGGCAUCUCCGGCAAGAACGGAAAAAACCGCGGCGGAUUAUUUUGUACAUUCGCUGCCUGGACAGCCGUCCGGACCUCUUUUGAGGAUGCAUGCCGGGCACGUUGAAAUCACGCCAGAGCACAAUGGACAUCUCUUUUUCUGGCAUUUCCAAAACCGACACAUUGCUGACCGGCCACGGACCGUAAUCUGGUUAAAUGGCGGACCAGGGUGUAGCUCAAUGGAUGGAGCUUUGAUGGAGUUGGGUCCUUACCGGGUAAAAGAAGGGGGAAGACUGGAAUACAAUGAAGGUUCCUGGGACGAAUUUGCCAAUCUGUUGUUCGUGGAUAAUCCGGUAGGGACUGGAUUCAGCUACGUGAACACGGACAGCUAUCUUCACGAACUACAAGAGAUGGCAGAUCAGUUCCUCAUAUUUCUGGAGAAGUGGUUUGCAUUAUUUCCACAGUACGAAUCCGAUGACCUUUACUUUGCCGGCGAAUCUUACGCCGGACAACAUAUACCCUAUAUCACGAAAGCCAUCCUCGAACGCAAUGUCGUACAAAGAGCAAAUGGAAAACGAACUUGGAACAUCAAAGGUCUUCUGAUCGGCAACGGCUGGAUUGCCCCCUCGGAGCAGUACCAGUCGUACCUGCCAUUCGCAUAUCAGGAGAAUCUCAUCCAAGGAGGAACUCCUGAAGCUCAAAAGGUCGAGGCUGCACAUUCAUCGUGCAUUGCCGCACUGGGUCGGCCUGGCGGAGAUGAAAAAGUGGAUGUCAGCGCCUGCGAGACCGUUCUAUCCACGGUUUUGAUGGUGUCCAAGCAGAAUGGCAAGUGCUACAACAUGUACGACAUCCGACUUCAAGACAAUUGGCCGUCUUGUGGAAUGGCGUGGCCCCCGGAUCUGAAGACUGUUACCCCGUACCUGCGGCGACAAGAUGUAAUCACUGCAUUGCACAUCAACCCGGACAAGCGAACGGGAUGGACAGAAUGUUCCGGAGCGGUCUCUUCGGCGUUCCGAGCUAGUCACUCGAAACCCGGGGUUCAGUUUUUGCCCGGAAUCCUCGAAGCUGGUGUGCCAGUCGUGUUGUUCAGUGGAGCGAAAGACAUGAUCUGCAACCAUCUAGGCACCGAAGACAUGAUUGGCAAUAUGAAAUGGUUAGGAGGGACCGGAUUUGAGAUUUCUCCCGGAGUUUGGGCACCGAAACGCGAAUGGACGUUUGAGGAUGAGCCGGCCGGAAUCUAUCAAGAAGCAAGGAACCUCACCUAUGUUUUGUUCUACAAUGCCAGUCACAUGGUGCCAUUCGACUGGCCCCGAAGAAGUCGAGACAUGUUGGAUCGAUUCAUGGGGGUGGACAUUGCCAGCAUUGGAGGCAAACCCACUGACAGUCGGAUUGACGGCGAGAAAGCAGGCAGUGAAACAAGUGUUGGUGGCCAUCCCAACAGUACCAUCGCGAUCGAAGAUGAGAAGCAGAAAGUCAAGGAUGCGGAACUGCGAGCGUAUUAUCGUAGUGGCGAGGCUGCCCUGGUCUUUGUCUUGAUUGCAGCUGGGCUGUUUGGAUGGUGGGUGUGGCGAGGACGAAGGAGAGCCCGUGGUCAAGGAUAUAUGAGUGUGCCGUUGGCCAAUGGGUCGAUGGGUAAAGCACGAGACGUGGAGGCGGGAGAUUUUGAUGAGAAUGAACUGGACAAUCUGUCGUCGAGUCGUGGAAGACGAAACGUGCGUGCAGAGCCUUAUGACCUGGCUAGCGAUAGUGAGGACGAGGAUGCAGCACCUCACACAGGCGGCUCAGGCAAGGAACCUGGACCCAAGUAG
This is a messenger RNA of Rhinocladiella mackenziei CBS 650.93, 1875 nucleotides long. RefSeq lists its product as uncharacterized. Gene Ontology annotation, molecular function: serine-type carboxypeptidase activity. The coding region runs from base 1 to 1875 and encodes 624 amino acids. Lineage: Eukaryota; Fungi; Ascomycota; Eurotiomycetes; Chaetothyriales; Herpotrichiellaceae. The transcript has 2 exons. Gene Ontology annotation, biological process: apoptotic process; proteolysis. The record is from RefSeq and is a predicted model, not a curated record. Gene Ontology annotation, cellular component: trans-Golgi network.